Messenger RNA from Lutzomyia longipalpis, 1203 nucleotides. RefSeq names its product luciferin sulfotransferase-like. Bases 41 to 1069 code for a protein of 342 amino acids. Gene Ontology annotation, cellular component: cytoplasm. The transcript is spliced from 2 exons. Gene Ontology annotation, biological process: sulfation. Lineage: Eukaryota; Metazoa; Arthropoda; Insecta; Diptera; Psychodidae. Gene Ontology annotation, molecular function: sulfotransferase activity. The record is from RefSeq and is a predicted model, not a curated record.
UCAGUGUAAAGUGGAAAUUCGUGAUUGUUGGACGUUGAUAAUGUCGGUGAUUUGUAAGAAAGCUCCACCAUCGGAGAUUGUAAGAAAAGCAGCCUUUGAGGGUGUUGAGGAUCAUAUUUUCGUUGAGAGAAUUGAAAGACCGAAGGAUAUUGCUGUUGCUGCAAAAUGGUGCAUGGCUCCAUGCUUUAUGCCUGUGUACUUUGAAGAAGCUGCCCAGAGAAUUGUAGAUUUUCCUGUGAGACCAGACGAUGUGUGGAUUGUGUCGUAUCCAAAGUGUGGCACUACAUGGACACAAGAAAUGAUAUGGUUGAUAUGCAACAAUCUCGAUUAUGAGGGUUCAGCAAAAAUUAGUCUUGUUGAGAGAUUUCCUUUUCUUGAAAUUGGUCAUAUGCUAUCGCGAGAUUGGCCAAAUGAGGAUAACAUUGCAAAGGUGGAGAACAAUCCAUCACCGAGAUUUAUAAAAUCCCAUCUUCCAGCUCAUCUCUUGCCAACUGAAUUGUGGACAGUUAAGCCAAAGAUUGUCUAUGUUGCAAGGAAUGCAAAGGAUGCAGCUGUUUCCUUCUACCAUCAUCACGUUAAUAUUCAUUACUACAAAGGAGGCUUUGAGGAUUUCAUGGAUACCUUCUUGGAUGAUAAGCUAAUGUAUUCCCCUUAUCAUCCACAUAUUCUUGAUUUCUGGCACAUGAGAAAUGAGGAGAAUAUUCUUUUCUUAACGUACGAAGACAUGAAGAAGGACCUCCCAACUGUUAUUCGACGUAUGAUGAAAUUCUUUGGAAAAAACUAUACCGAAGAUCAAAUUCAUCAACUAGCUGAUCAUCUGUCCUUUUCAAAAUUCUCAAAGAAUCCUUCGGUGAAUUUGGAGGGUCUCCUGAAAGGACUCGAGAAGGCCGUGAAUAUUAAAAUGAAAGACCAAAAUUAUAAAUUCGUCAGACGAGGAGAUUGCGGUGGAUUUAGGGACGAAAUGAGUGAUGAACUCAUUGAAAGAUUUGAUAAAUGGACCGAAAGUGAAAUGAAAAGGUUAAAUUGUGAACCUGAGCUUAAGGAAAUAUUUUUCCUCAACGAAAAAUAACAAAAAGAAUUUGUCAAAAUUAUAUUUCCAAAAAUUAUACUUAGAAGGGUAAUCAUAAAAAAAAAGUUGAUUUUUUUUAUCAUUUUGUAAUGCUUUGUAUUAAAAAUAAAUAAAUAAUAAAUUUCUUCUGCCUA